AUGGCCAGUCUGCCAGUUGAGCUGCUGUCCGAGAUUUUCGUGCAUUCUAUGCCAGAAACACAUUCAAACGCCAGCAUCCAUGACUCGCCGCUGCUUCUGACGCGUGUCUGCCGACUCUGGCGCGAUCUUGCCUUUGCUACCCCAGUGCUGUGGGCGGCCUUCUCCAUCGAGUUGGUAUCCGACAAGAAGAUUUUAUCGCCUAACAAUGCGAACUUGUGGCUCUCGCGAUCGCAAAACCUUCCUUUGUCGAUAUACGUUGAAGAUUCCAGUGUCUCCGAGCCUGACCUGCAACGAUGGGCAUUCUACGAGGAACUGUGCCGACACGCCCAUCGAUGGCAGGAUGUGACUCUCAACAUACCAUUCACGAUCCUUUGGCGCCUCCCUAUUCAACAUCGUGGGGCACUGGUGAUGCUAGAACGGCUCAAGAUGGGACGUGAUGAAGGUGAACAGUACGUUCCGGACCACAGAGUCACGACCUUCAUGACGGCUCCUCAGCUGAGGGCUGUCGAUAUAACGCUGGACGCCGACCAAACAGUUAAUGUCCAGGGAAUUAGUCUUCCUUGGGCCCAGUUGACGGUCUUCCGCGGUCGACCGUUCGCUACUGACGAGUGUUUGUUCGUUUUGCUCCAGGCCACGCGCCUUACCGAAUGCGAAUUCGACGAUAUCAUUGAAGGGAACUCGUAUGAGUAUGUGGUUGCUCCAUCACUUCAAGUUCUUCGCCUCGACUCGUUUCCAUUGCACACAUGCGCACCAGUAAUGUCGUUACUCACUGUCCCCACCCUCAGAAAAUUGGCUUUGGGAUCAAAGACGCAAAAUGCCCCAGGCGAUAUCGUGUGGCCCGCCUUCCGACGUUUCCUCUCGAGGUCUUCAUGCUCACUCACCCACCUCCUCAUCUCCGCCAACACGUCCGUCAGCGAAUGGGAUAGGAUCAUGCUGCACUACUCUCUCUUCCCUCUACUAGAGCACCUCGAAAUAUUCUGGUUUCAUGAGGACUCCAAUAUCGUGCCGCUAAUCCAGACUUCAGACACCGGGACCCCACUGCCGCGACUGCAUGCAAUUGUCUUGCACUCCCAAACAUCACCGAAGGAGGCAUCGCUCAUGAACAUCAUCUCUCUUCUGUUUGCGCGAACGGCAGAUGAUUGGCCGGCGACAAGCCUCCGUCGGUUUGAAUACACGUGGGAUACCGUUCUAGAAACCAAGUAUCUUCUCGACGAAACGGUCCGGGCUCUGACGAGAUGUCGUGAAAUCCUCGCAUGUGUGCCUUUUCGUUUUGGAGGAAGCAACUAUUCUCAGGGACACUGGCAGCCAUUGAUUUCCUAUGUAACUGUGGCUACACUCUAA
This is a messenger RNA of Mycena indigotica, 1341 nucleotides long. RefSeq names its product F-box domain-containing protein. The coding region runs from base 1 to 1341 and encodes 446 amino acids. The record is from RefSeq and is a predicted model, not a curated record. The transcript has a single exon. NCBI's taxonomy places the organism in Eukaryota, Fungi, Basidiomycota, Agaricomycetes, Agaricales, Mycenaceae.